Messenger RNA from Grammomys surdaster, 722 nucleotides. RefSeq names its product leukocyte immunoglobulin-like receptor subfamily A member 2. The record is from RefSeq and is a predicted model, not a curated record. The coding region runs from base 69 to 722 and encodes 217 amino acids. The transcript has 4 exons. NCBI's taxonomy places the organism in Eukaryota, Metazoa, Chordata, Mammalia, Rodentia, Muridae.
UCCCCCUGUGCAGAGUGUGCUGCCCGUUCUCUGUGCCUGUAUGUGGUGAUCUUGUAGGACUCACUGCCAUGGGCCUUGGGUCUGUUCUUCUUGGAUUUGUGUGUUUAAUGGAGCAGAUGAUCUGGGCACACUCUGAGCCAUCUCAGCAGCCUUCUAUCUGGGCAGUCCCAGGAACUGUUAUUUCUACAGGCAGUGCUGUGACUAUCUUCUGUAGGACCCCUCCAGGAGUGACCAAAGUACGUCUAUGUAAUUCUAUACACCAUGGAAUCUGGUAUGAUCACACCCCACAGGGAGACCAGGAGGUUUUUGAGUUCAGUCUGGAGAAUAUGAUGAACAUCAAUGCUGGGAUUUACUCCUGUAAAUACUUCAAUGGAUCUGAAUGGUCAGGAAUUGGUGACAAACUGGAGUUGGUAGUGACAGGUGUUUAUAAGGAGAAGCCAUCCCUUACUGUUGAUUCACGACCUCAGGGAUUCUCAGAAAGAAAUGUGACUCUUGGUUGUUACGCACCUCCUUUCUUUGAGAUCUUCAUUCUCUGCAGAGAUAGAAAUGUGUCCUUUCCUCAGAACUGCUUACAACAGGACCACAACAAAUUCCUCAUCUCCCCUGUGAGCCCAGAGUACAACAGGACCUAUAGAUGUUUUGCCUCUUUCAAAAAUAAUUCCUAUUUGUGGUCACUGCCCAGUGACCCUCUUGAGACUCCAGUCCCAGGUAAGAAUGUCUGA